CUCACUCAGUGAAGUUGCUCUCGGCAAGUUCACCGGCCAUGGCGGACUCCCCCUUAAACAACUCCUGGCCCUCUUUCUCCAAGCUCUGGAUGAAACGGUGGUCCUUCAAAAGAGGGUCUGAAGGUAAACCAUGUUCCCCACCUGCCACCCUAGGCUCAGGGACUGAGUCUUCUUCCUCCUUGUCUCCUGCGUCCAUUGCAGAUGAUGUUUUCUUCAGUAGCUUGACUGAGGAGCAGAGUCCCAGCUCAACAGAGAGUGACUAUGAGAACCCUGGACAAGACGUGGACAGCAGCGCCGAGGACCUCCUCAAUCUCAACUCGUCUCUAAGAGGCUCCGAGUUCUUCAGAGACCUUCAGCCUGAACCCAUAACCAGCCAAACACCUCCCACGGCCGUUUCCAUCGUCAUCACCCCCGUUGGCGAGCACAGUCUCAGCCCAACCCUGCACGUGUACCAGAUAGUAGACAAAGGCUCUUACCAAGGCCCUGUGGCAUCUAACUACAGCCAGCUUCCCUGGCAGUUUAGCAGCAGCAUGGAGAACCAGCAAAGUGACUCAGAGCAGCCCACUGUCACCGUCAACACCACGGUGCAGCUGGGUGACCCCGGUGACCCCGAGGCCCAAGAGGCCCUUGAAGCCCCAGAGGGCCCGGAGGCCCCCGAGCUCCACGACUCAGACCCAGACAACAUCCCCAUGCUGGUGAGGUCCAUGUCCACAUCACGGAGGCACAGCUGCGGGUUGCCAGUCUCCCCAAUAGACUUGGGCAGAAGACUUAGUCUGGACGCCUCCGGAAUAGACAGUGAUGAGGAUAGAGAAGGAUCAAUUCUGUCUCGGUCAACACGCCACCAGGUUUUUGCUUACCCAGACUGCUCUGAGGACCAAGUGGGAAAUGACUCUGCAUUUCAACAAGAUGAGCCUGACAGAGCUGGGAGGACCCCAUGUGCAAAGUCUGAUAUGCUGGCAUCAGAUGAGAGGUCCAAGGCAGCACGUGUGUCCCGAAUCCUGGAAACUUCCAGCCAGGCUGCCAAGGAUUCAGGAGAGGAGCAGGACUUAGAGGAACGUCUCCAGUCUGCAGAAGGACAAAGUCACGUGCUGAUGGUACAGAAAGUUCUGCAAGAGCUUAAGCAGUACCAUGGUGCCAAGUACAUGAGUAGAGGCCCCUGUGAGAGAGCGCCAGGAUGCACCUGGUAUGAAUUCCUCUCAAACGAACCUGAAGAAGAAGAAGACAAGACAGAGAAAACAGAGAAGGGUACAAAGGUUAAGCGGACCCUGAGUUCACUGAGGAACCGAAUGACCGGCUCCUUCAACAAAGAGAAGGGUAAGCAUCGUGAGAAAGAGAAAGAGCAGCAGAAAGAGAAGGAGAAAGAGAGAGAAGAGAAAGAGAGGGAUAGAGGGCGCCGUAGAAGCACUAGUGGGCACCAGCUUGUGCCUGGCUCUUUCUCCAUGUGUGCCACCUGCUCACUGUGCAGCAAGACUCUGCAGAGGAAGCAUGGUCUGCAGUGUCUGAACUGUGCUGUGAACGUCCAUAAGAGCUGCAAGAGUCUGCUGGCAGAGUGCAACAGCAGUAAACACAAGUCCAGGGACUCUGUGAAGACCAGUGGAUCUGCACAAAUAGCCAUCAGGGACCAGUACUCCGCACCCACGCACCAGCCGACGCAGCAGCACCACACGCACCCCUGGGUCGCCGAUGGCUCCUGCCGGCCUCCACGCGCCCCAGGCAUGACCAUCACGCCGCGAGGACAGAGCGCCACCGCCAGCAACUCCUCCCUCAGCCACUGCAGCAGCUCAGGAUCUCUUCCAGGCGAGAUGGAUGAAACGGAUGCAGGCAGGAUUAAGCGAUUCGCCGAGGACACGGUCUCCUUGGCCCCCUCCACCACAGAGUCCAUCAUAGUAGACGAUGCCUACUAUGCUGCGGUGCGAGGGGACCUGGAAGCUGACGCGCAGGACUUCGAGCUGGAGUCCUGGAGCCUGGCCGUGGAUCAGCAGUAUCUCAAGACACAUUCCAAGGAGGCCAUCAAACGGCAGGAUGUCAUGUAUGAGCUGAUCCAGACCGAGGUGCACCACGUGCGGACGCUGAAGACCAUGCUGCGCGUUUACAUGCACGAGCUGCAUGACUCGCUGCAUUCCCAGGACCGCCGUCUCUUCCCUCGACUGGAAGAGCUGCAGGAUCUGCACGUGAACUUCCUGUCCCGCCUCAAGGAGCGCUGCAGCCAAUCAUUGCAGCCAGGCAGUGACAGAAACUACACCAUACCAAGGCUGGGAGACAUCCUCGUGUCUCAGUUUUCCGGUGAGACUGGGGAGAAGAUGAAGGAGUACUACGGAGAUUUCUGCAGUCAUCACAGUGAGGCCGUCAGUUUCUACAAAGAGCAGCUGCAGAGCAACAAGAAGUUCCAGAACCAGAUACGGAAAAUUGCCAACUUGUCCAUUGUUCGUCGGCUAGGGGUCCCAGAGUGCAUCCUUCUGGUCACGCAGCGCAUCACUAAGUACCCAGUGCUGGUGGAGCGUAUUCUGCAUAACACUGAAGCGGGCACAGAGGAUCAGGAGGAGCUGACUCGGGCUCUGGGUUUGAUAAAGGAGGUGAUCACACAGGUGGACACGAACGUCAACGACUACGAGAAGGCAUCGCGGCUGCGGGACAUUGCCGCCAAGCUGGAGCCCAAGUCCCACGGCAAGAUCAAAGAUGGGCGCGUGUUCCGCCGCGAGGACCUGUGCCAGGGCCGCCGCAAGCUGCUGCAUGAGGGCACCGUCAACUGGAAGGCUGCCUCUGGGAGGCUUAAAGACAUUUUGGCAGUCCUGUUGACAGACGCCCUGUUGCUGAUACAGGAGAAGGACCAGCGACUUGUCUUCUCCACUGUGGACAACAAGCCGUCGGUGAUCUCGCUGCAGAAGCUGAUCGUGCGGGAGGUGGCGCACGAGGAGAAGGCCAUGUUCCUCAUCUGCGCCUCCUCCAAAGAGCCCGAGAUGUACGAGAUCCACACCAACUCCAAAGAGGAGCGCAACACCUGGAUGACUCACAUCAGACAAGCGGUAGAGAGUUGCCCUACCACAGAGGAGCGUCUGUUCAGUGAGGAAGAGGAGGCCCGAGCUGCCCGAUUCAAAGAGUUCCAAGACCGGCUGAGUGCUAAAGACUCUCAGAUCAGCCAGAUCCUGACGGAGAAGCUGGAGCUGUUUGCGGACAUGGCCGCGUCGGUGGGUGGCGCAGAGGACGUGGUCUCGCGCUCCCGCCUGCUGCUGCGCGGCGAUACCUCCGACCUCCAGCAGGGGGAGCAGUUGCUCAAGGGAGCCAUCACUGAAGUGGAGAACCUGCAGAACCUAGUGCUGUCCAGCGUGAGAGAUCCUGCUCCACGGCCGGAAGAGAGCCAGGGCUCUGGCGUUCUACCCAGAAGGGCAGGCACAUUUGGGGGCUAUGACAGCAGCCGCUCCAUCCUCCAGAAGAAUGGUGGUGUGAAGAAAGGUGCUGGAGGCCUGAAGUCCAGAGAGAGGAGUCAAAGGGCCAGCUCUGACCCCCUGCUCAAAGAGCUCUGUGGCAGCCAGGGCCUGGAAGAGUUGCCCCCCCCACCACAGGUUGAUGGGUCUUCUCCCGCCAGCUGGAACCCAUCGUGGGCAAGCUCUUUUCCAGAGGCUGAGCAGUUCCUGAACAAAGUGCUCCAGCUGUCCCAGAGGCUAUACAGUCUGCAGUCGAUUGUGGCACAGCAGGACAGCCACCUGGAGCUGCAGCGGGCGUCUCUGAGCGAGCGCGAGCGUCCCGGCGGCGGGCGCCAUCGCCUGGGCAACGUGCUCCUGGAGCAGGAGAAGCAGCGCAACCUGGAGAAGCAGCGCGAGGAGCUGGCCAACUUCCACAAGCUGCAGCUGCAGCACCGGCAGGAGCAGGCGCGCUGGGAGCGCGAGCGAGACCGCCACCGGCGGCAGGCCGAGGCGGCCGAGGGGCGCCUGCAGCGGCGCGAGGACGAGUGCCGGCGGGUGGAGGUGAGCCUGGGCGCGGAGCGCGAGGAGCUGGAGCACCAGCGGCAGAAGUACCAGGAGGACCUGACGCGCCUCCGCGAGUCCACACGCACCGUGGAGAGGGAGAAGGAGCGGCUGGAGCAGCAGAAGAAGCUCACCCUCAAGAAGCACAACACGCUGCCCACCGCGCUCAUCUCGGGCAUGUUCGCUGGACAGGAGACGGGGCAGCACAUCCCGCUGUCAUCCAGCUUUAACGGGGAGCUCCUGCUGGCCCAGGGGCCGACGGUGGACCCCACGCUCCCACCCAAGACCCUGUUGCGCUCCAGCAUGUCCAUCUCGCCGGCCGACUUCCCCGAGCGGCCCGAGGUGAAGCAGCAGCAGCAGCAGGCGGCGGCGGGGGGCAAGAGCUCCGAGGUGCCCAUCCACCUGAUCAGCACCACCAACCAGCUGCACAAGCUGGGCGGCGUCCAGCAGCAGAUCCCCACCAAGCUGGCCGCCUUCAGCAAGGGCAAGGAGAAGACCAGCAGGCUCAAGGGCUCGCACCGCACUGAGAGCUUAGCCUCCUUAGACAUGAAGCAGAUGCUCCCCCUGAAGCUCUCCGCCCGGGAGGACAGCUCCCUGAGAAUCAAGCGCUCCACCAGCCCCAGCCCCAGCCAGCAGAUCCACAUCCAGCCACCAGAACCAGUGAACCCUCCAGAAGUGUACUAUGAGUCCCCGCCCCCACUGACCCUCCACCCCAGCACCACACACAGACCCCCCAGUCACGGCCCACUGCACAGCGUGCCCCCACCCCCUUACAAAAUCACGGAGGACGUCACCAAGGAGGACGUCAUCUUCUUCUGAGGAACUGCAAGCCUCGCGCCCAUCGCAGUGCAUCCUGGGACACCGCAAAGGACCAAAGGGAGGCCAGGGCAGGCGCUGUGUAAAGCGCGCGCACACACAUACACAUACACAUACACAAACACACACACACACAUACACACACACACACAUGCAGCAUUUCAUUUCCAACCAUCUGUUUUGUUUUUUAAACUUAGACUUUUGUUCCUCCUCCAACUACUCCAACUAACUAAACAGAUUUUUAAGUCAAACUCUUGACAUUGCGCGAAGAGGAUGCAGAAAAAAAGAGAACAUUUUUAGAUGUAGAUGAUGUUUAAAAAGAGGGGAUGUUCCGCAGAAUCCAAAGACUUAUAAAAAAAAUGAUGAAGGAAUGGCGAAGGAUGGCAAGACUGGGGUGAGGAGGAUGAUGAUGAUGAUGAUGAUGAAGGACUGUGUGACUGUGAGAAGGUUUUACAGGAGUGUGAGUGGAAAGAGAGUGUUUUAGAGGAAGGGUGAGAGAGGACCAAACCUCCGCUGUGGGUGACUUCACCUCAUUCCAGUGAGGUUGGCGUUUUGCACGCCGCAAAAUAUUAAUUUAAUGGCACAACGUGGUGUAAUUAUGAUCUUGUUUCUUUCUGUCUUUUUUUUUUAAUAAUUUUUUUUGCAAAAGCUCAAAUCUUAAAAGCAGUGCUGUUGCUCUGCUGUUUCAAAAAAAGAAGGAAAACGAAGAACACUGGAGUUAAGGACGGAGUAUUUGAAGGUUUUAUUUCGCUGAACACUGGACCUUUCUUUGCACACACAACAUGCUGUUUUAUCCAUUUCGAUCACAUGCGUGGAAAUGAUCCAGCAGUGUGUACUCACCCCCAUGGAAGCAUGUUGGAUUUUAUUUUCUCUACAAGGAGUCGAUUUCUCAGUUAAUUGUACCUGUCCAUCAGUUUUGUGAAUGGCUAAUGUUAUCAUGUUGAAGUGGUGGUCACACUUUUUCAAACAAACGCUUGAGGCAUAUUAAAGAUGAUUGACAUGACAGUGUAAUGAACGUCACAUUGCAAUGCUGUAAUCUCCACAGGGUUUGAUUCUUAAUUCUGUGGACAUGCUGUGAAGAUCCUCUCAAACAGUUUAGGAGGAGCUGUUUUUACAAGCCACUGUAGGCAUUCAAAGAACCUAGAGGUCAGAGACCCUGACCAUAAUAGAUGACAAAAUUCAUAGCUUGGAUAUGUGAUUGGAGUUGGAUAAAUAAACUUUGACGAUGAGCACAUAACUUCCGGUCCACCUUCAAACUAUUGUUUUAUCAAAUGCUGUGUUUCGUAAAAGCACAAGGGCACCAACAGUGAGUCUCAAGACUGAAGGUUUUUGUGGGUCAAAACCUGUUGCACUGUAUAUAUACGAUGGUUAAUAGGCGUUGUCAUUUCAAAAGAGACCCAAGCUCAAGCUAUGUGCAUGGCGGCCAUAACAGUUAGCCGCGGGGUGACUAGCAGGAUGGACAGGUUUCACUGAGCAAAUAUCCUCUGCAGAUGGUGUAUGAAGCUAUUAUGAAGAAGAAAAAGAAAUUCACUUUCUAUCCCUGUGAUGUGUAUAUACUGUGUAAGCUCUUAUGCAUAAAGUGCAUCCUUAUAGUGUGUGGUCACAUGGUGAAGCUACCUUUUAUGAAAGGGAUGGGGAAUGUGUGUGUGAGCUAUUUUUGGUUAGAGGUUUUAGGUCUGUUUUGAAGUCAAAACAGGUAAAAUACCGAUGUAUACUAUGAUUUUCUGUUGUUUUGUUGUUUGAUAACUUGGAGCAUUCAUGUCGCUUAAUAACAUUUCACUGAGCUGGAGUGUGCACUCUUAUCUUGUGAGCUCUGGAUGUGCUUUGACUUGUCUUGUCUUGCCAUGCAUUUUUAACAUUGACUGAUCAAAAUGACUCCACACAUUUCAGUUGAUUGACCAAAGAGACCACACAAGACCUGAUGGAGUCUUUUUUCAUACCACAGGAGUAUAUUAUUACAGCCCAUUGCAACAGGACUAUCUUAAAGCUCCGGUCAUGUAAAACCACUGUGCCCAACCCUGAUAAUCCUCCGUUAGAUCGGAGUUUUGACACUCGCCAGAACAACACAGCGCACACCAUUCUGUUCCGUCUCAGAUGCUGGAGCGGUGGGUAGUGGAGUAAGGUGUGUGGGGUUAGAGGAACAGCCAACACCCCAAGGACCGGAGCUCUCCUGGACUUUGGGGCAGGAUUAGGCCCUCCUGCUCUGUUAGGGAGAAUGUGCUUUUCAAAUGGUAGUCGAAAUGGACCCUUUUAAGUAGCUGAGCAUUUUAGAUAUGUCUGGAAGCACCCCCAUCCCCCUCCAACUCCCAACCCACCAAACUCAAAUCCUCUGCAUUCUGGGUAAAGACGUCUUAAUUCUGUCUGUGAUUGUACCGCCACUGGCCACUUGAAUCUCUGAUGUCUUAUGAAAAAGAAAAAAAUAUGAUUUGGUAGCAGCCUCCUGUCUGUCACUGUGUCUGUCUGGUUCAGUGGAGCUUGCUUGUCGGAAAGGUUAUCUGUAGAAAUUGUUGGUUUUACCUCAAGGUAUGUUUUUUUUGAGGACUUUGUGUAAUGUGUAAAUAUCAUUUUGUUUUUGCAUACCGCCAAUUUACACUAGUCACUUUUUUGGAUAGUAGCAAACUUGAAGGGGAAACCAAUAUUAAUAAUGAAGUAUUUUGUUCUUGAUUUGACUGAAGUUAGUAGCACACCGGGCAAUGAUUUGUUUUCUGUUAUUUUGCAUCACUCCAAAACAGAUCUGUUGACACACAACUGCUGCCUUAGGAAGAAAAUAAUUUUAGUAAUAAAAUGACUUCAAGAAACUU
Clupea harengus (Atlantic herring) is the source of this 7579-nucleotide messenger RNA. It is a transcript of the gene arhgef18b, whose product is annotated as Rho/Rac guanine nucleotide exchange factor 18b. Gene Ontology annotation, biological process: small GTPase-mediated signal transduction. The record is from RefSeq and is a predicted model, not a curated record. Lineage: Eukaryota; Metazoa; Chordata; Actinopteri; Clupeiformes; Clupeidae. Gene Ontology annotation, molecular function: guanyl-nucleotide exchange factor activity.